Molecule: messenger RNA, 762 nt
Organism: Olea europaea var. sylvestris
Lineage: Eukaryota; Viridiplantae; Streptophyta; Magnoliopsida; Lamiales; Oleaceae
Product: protein FAR-RED IMPAIRED RESPONSE 1-like
Exons: 1
Coding region: 1-762 (253 amino acids)
Source: RefSeq, a predicted model, not a curated record
AUGGAAGAUGUUUUGUUCAUGGAUUCAGAGAUUGAGAAUGUGGAGGACAAUGUCAAUGUCGUGGAAGACGAAAUGGUAGGAGAUGGUUUGACUGUGCCGGAGGUUGGUAUGCAAUUUAAUGAUAAAAAAGAAGUAUAUGAUUUUUAUGCGAGAUAUGCCUAUACCGUAGGUUUUCCAGUUAGGAAGAGGAGUUCUGCGAGAGAUGUUGACGGUGUUUUGAGAUAUAUCACGUUGACGUGUAGUAGGGAGGGACGAAGAAUUGGUAAUACAAGCACUUCUUUGAAGUCGCAACCAACAAUUCAAACGGGUUGCAAAGCUAGGAUCUCAGCAUCUUUAGAUAUCCAUGGUUAUCGGAAAAUUAACGCGGUCCAUCUUGACCACAACCAUAAGAUGAGUCCUACUAAGUCCAGAUUAUAUAGAUGCAAUAAUGAAAUAACGGCACACGUGAAACGAAAGCUCGAAGUGAAUGACAUAGCAGGAAUAUCAUUGCAUAAAAGUUUUAACUCCGCAGUUGUUGAGGCUGGUAGCUACGAGAAUAUGACUUGUAUUGAAAAAGAUUGUCGAAAUUAUAUCGAAAAGGUGAGACGACUAAGACUUGGUGAGGGUGACGCAGCUGCAAUACAGACUUACUUUUCUGAAAUGCAAUCCCGAUGCUCUGAAUUUUACUUUAGUAUUGACUUGGAUGAUGAUUCGCGCUUGAAGAAUGUCUUCUGGGCUGAUAAUCGGUGCAGGGAAGCAUAUAAGGAGUUCGGGGUCGUGUGA